AUGCACAGAACUUAUUCGCUAAGGAACCAAAGAGUCCCAACUGCUUCUCAAAUUCAGUCUCCACCACCACCACCAUCUAGUACUAAGUCAAAAUUCUUCGGUAAGGCUUCUAUUGCUUCCACCUUUAGAAAAAAUGCUGCUGGUAACUUUGGACCAGAUUUGGCCAGAAAGCUAUCUCAAUUGGUUAGUACUGAAAAGGGUGUUCUAAGAUCUUUGGAAGUUGUCGCAUACGAAAGAAGAGCUGCUGCUAGACAACUUUCCCUAUGGGGUGUUGAUAACGACGAUGACGUUUCUGAUGUCACCGACAAAUUGGGUGUUCUUAUCUUUGAAUUAGGUGAAUUGCAAGAUCAAUUCAUCGAUAAGUACGACCAAUACCGUGUCACUUUAAAAUCAAUUAGAAACAUCGAAGCUUCUGUUCAACCAACAAGAAACCGUAAAGAAAAGAUCACUGAUGAAAUUGCUCACUUGAAAUACAAAGACCCUCACUCUCCAAAGAUUCCAGUUUUGGAACAAGAGUUGGUUCGUGCUGAAGCUGAAUCUCUAGUGGCAGAGGCCCAAUUAUCUAAUAUCACCAGAGAGAGAAUGAAGGCAGCUUACAACUACCAAUUCGACUCUAUGAGAGAAUUGGCUGAAAAGUUUGCCUUGAUUGCCGGUUACGGUAAGGCCCUAUUGGAAUUGUUAGACGAUUCUCCUGUGACUCCAGGUGAAACCAGAUCUGCUUACGAUGGUUACGAUGCAUCUAAGCAAAUUAUUAUGGAUGCUGAAGCUGCAUUGGAAUCUUGGACUCUUGAUUCCGCUGCGGUUAAGCCAACUCUAUCAUUCCACCAAACUGUCGAUGACGUUUACGAUGAAGUCGAUGACGAAGAGGGUGUGGUUCCUGAAGAGGAAUGGGCAGAAGAAGAGGUUGUUGAAGAGGUCCCUGAACAUGCUCACGAGGAAGGCCAUGGUGUGGCAGGUCAACAUGCUGACCACUACGGUCAUCACCACACCGAGUGA
Molecule: messenger RNA, 996 nt
Organism: Zygosaccharomyces rouxii
Lineage: Eukaryota; Fungi; Ascomycota; Saccharomycetes; Saccharomycetales; Saccharomycetaceae
Gene: LSP1
Product: lipid-binding protein LSP1
Exons: 1
Coding region: 1-996 (331 amino acids)
Biological process (GO): eisosome assembly; endocytosis; negative regulation of protein kinase activity
Cellular component (GO): plasma membrane; eisosome filament
Molecular function (GO): lipid binding
Source: RefSeq, a predicted model, not a curated record